Molecule: messenger RNA, 602 nt
Organism: Sinocyclocheilus grahami
Lineage: Eukaryota; Metazoa; Chordata; Actinopteri; Cypriniformes; Cyprinidae
Product: homeobox protein Hox-A9a-like
Exons: 2
Coding region: 33-593 (186 amino acids)
Biological process (GO): anterior/posterior pattern specification; DNA-templated transcription; regulation of transcription by RNA polymerase II
Cellular component (GO): nucleus
Molecular function (GO): RNA polymerase II cis-regulatory region sequence-specific DNA binding; DNA-binding transcription factor activity
Source: RefSeq, a predicted model, not a curated record
UGUGUGUGUAUGAAUGAGAGCGCGUCCCUGCCAUGUCGACAUCCGGAGCUCUGACAGGAUAUUAUGUUGACUCUCUUGUUAUGCCGGACAACGAGGAGAAUCGCUUCUCCUCAGGUUCAGGACUCAUUCAGCACAGGCCCUCCGUUCUACCCACAGACCAUACAGAGAUCGGUCCCUGCACAUUCCCGGCAAAGCAACCCGUUUAUGGUGGCUCGGGUUGGGGCCACAUCCCAACGCAUUACUCCAGCGGUGUACCGUCAGUAUAUCAGCCGCAUACGCAACCUCCAGUAGCUGGGGAUUAUGUGCAGUCUUGGCUUUUGGACUCAGCAUGUGGGCUGCCACUCUCUGAGGUACCGACAGUACAUCACUAUCAUGCCAAACCUGAUACAAAUAGAACGAAUGAUAACGGCACAGAGGCCAGUUUACAUGCCGUACUCCCUUCUGGAGUCUUCACUAACGGAGGAUGUUCUACCAACACUGAGACAGUAUCUGGCCGGACUGCUGACAAAGGAGGCGAUAUAGAGGAGAAACCGGGCGCUGAUCCAGUUAAAGGCUGUAAAAUCGUGGGAAAUAGGAUAUUCACUUCCGUUUAGGCGUGAUUG